Diabrotica balteata is the source of this 3813-nucleotide messenger RNA. The record is from the annotation of a GenBank genome assembly. Lineage: Eukaryota; Metazoa; Arthropoda; Insecta; Coleoptera; Chrysomelidae.
UUUGGUUUGGAAUACAAUAGUUGGUGUGUGCUGGUAAUGAAUGGAUUUUACAAAAUCGUAGAAAGUUUGUUAGAUUGUUUGUUUUUACUUGGUAUCUGUGCGGAGUGUAACAGAAAUCCGUGUGUACUGAACUGAUAUGGUUCACGGCUUUUAAUGGCGGAUCGUCACACAGAUCCCAAAACCAAUGAUUCCAACACUCCUGUGAAAAAUUCAAAACAGUCGCAAAAUUCUCCCCAGACGAACGCCGUUGAACAUUUUGAAAACCAUGGAGUACAACCUGGUUCGGAAAGGUUACAAAACGUCCGCAGAAGGUUAAACUUCGACGAGAAGAAUCAAGACAGUGAUUACGAUUCAGAUGAUGCCUCUUUUCGUUGUGAUCAGAAGGAAGCAGAAGAAAAAAGGAUGAAGUGGAAUUUUGAUUUUAAAAAUGAAAUCCCACUGAAUGGAGACUGGGUCUGGGAGAGGGUUGCUGUGGAAUAUCCUCAGGCCACAGAUAUAGUUUCUUCUAUGAUGGAAGAAGACCAGAAUAGGAAUAUUUAAAAUAUGACUGAGUAUAUUUUUAUACAAGACUUAAUUCUAGAAUUUAUAGAUUUAGGUGGCCUUAUGAUGACAUAAUGAUGAUAAAGAAAGGAGUUUUUCAGGUCAUGUCAAAUCGUUUCAUUUUAAACUGAACAAAGUAUUAUAAAAUAAAUAUAUAUAACACAAAAGUUGUCACUUAACUUGUCGAAAAAAACUAACUUAUUGUAUCUGUGACAUAAGAAUUUGUACAAUAAGGAAGAAAUAAUUAAUUUUGAUACUUUGAAUUCAUACCAAACUUAAACAAUUCAUUUUUCAGCUUUAUUUGUUGUGUAACUAAUGUUUACCAAAACAAUUAUACCCCAAUAUCGGUUUUCAUUAGACUAGUUUAUUAACUAAGAAAAGUGUCUUUACCAUACUUUCUUAAUUUUAACUUUUAAUGGCCACUUGUGGCCUAAAAAAUGGCAUACAAACAUUUCCAUAAACAUUUCCAUACUGUGCGUUAAAUUAAUGGUACACAAUAAGUAUCUACUUACAAACUGUUGUUCAUAUGUGGGCCAAAAUAUGCAAUGAUUCUACCUGGUGUGUACGUUUAUGAACACAACUACAUGAAGUUUUAAUGCUUAUUUCGGUCGGUUCAGUUUGUGCGUAAAUUCUGGCGGAACAGUUUGGUACUUCGCCAAUACAUUUACUUAAUUUUCGGUACUGUUAUGAUAAUAUUCGGCAGACGGUUUUAUCCACUGGAAAUCAUUUAUUUAAUAGCGCUUAGUUGUGUUUGAUUACAAUAUAGUAAAAACGUGAAAUGACGAAACAAGUAUUGAACCCAGAUGUAAUUGAAGAAAUUAUUAAAAAUAUGAGUUGAGUAUGAAUUUAUUGUAGAGCAUGAUGAUUCUGUCGUGGACCCAAAUUUUGAUAUAACAUGUUAUAAUGACCAAACUUUAAGUUUACAAAAUUAUAUUGAACCAGAGGCAGAUAUAAUUUCAAAUUGAGAAAAUGGCGAUGAUUUUGUUUCCUCACGGAAAAACAUUCUUGUAAAAUGAUUUUUUCGAGAUUUUUUUUUUCAUUUUUUCUUUCACCUGAUUCUUACAAAUAUUACUAUAUUGAAUUGUAGAUAGGUAAGGUUAGGUUAGAUUAUCAGAUUGCAAUCCUGAAACAAAUUCUGGAAAAAACACUGGAAUAUUGAAUUAAUACCCAUCACAUAUUUAUAGACUACAAAGCAACCUACGACUCUGUGAAUGGAAGAGAAAUGUCCAAAGUAAUGAAAGAGCUAGAAUAUCAAAUCACUUGGUAAAUUUAACUAAACUAAGACUUGAAAAAGCUGAAUUCAAAGUAAGAAUUCAAGGAGAGCUCAUUUUAAUAAGCAAAAUGAUCCCCACCCUGAUCCCCACCGACCUAAAGGUCGGUGGGGACCAGGUUGCAAACAACACACAUGGUUCAGAAGAAGGAUCUUUAUGUGUAAUCUAACCAGCAUGAGUGCCUACACGCUGAAUAGCGUACGACACCAGAAGAAGGCUAAAAUCCGAAAACACUUCAUUUUUAUUUCACAGCCUUCUCUAAUUAGGUUUUUUUCACUAGGUCUAUAGUUAUACUCUUGUAAUAAAGGAUUUUAAUUCUUUAGAUGGAUCAGUAUAAAUGUCAACGAGGAUAUGAAUAUCGUUCUAUACCAAGACUUUUUAUUUGAAGUUUACUUUUUACCUUAUAAGGUUAAUAUUUAAGGUUAUUAAUUCCUUUGUAUAAAAUACUUCUUUUGAUUUAUAACAAAGGGAUUUUUGUACAGUUAAAAAUGUAAGUGACACACAUGACAUGAAAUGAAUCUGUGGAUUUAUAAAGAAUUAUAAAUAAAAUACAGUACUAAUGUAGCACUAAUACAUUUGUAUAAUGCAAUGUUGUAUUCGCGAUUUAUAGGUCGUGGUCUGGAAUGUUUUCUUUCUGACCUCCAAAACAAAAUAAGAAACAAGUUACAGGUUUUAGUUAAAUUCGCUUUAAAGAAAAAAUAUCUUAGGUUCAGAUUUUAUCAAAAAUGUACAUAAUAUUUGUAUUAUUUAUUACUGAUUUAUUUUAGGCACAGUUUUUAUGAAGGAAAAAGCAGUUUAUUAUUUUGAGUCAUCCGGAAAAAAUUGCAUAAUGAAUUAUUCUUAUCUAAAUUGCAAAUAACUAUAUUAUUAUAAAUAAAAGAGAUAUUUUUAAAGUUAUGUUGGCGAAUACAUUCCUUAUUUUCUUACACACCUUGCAAAUAUUUUAUAAAGUAUGUGAUUGUUAUAUUCAUUUAAGAGAAAAUAUAAAUAUGAAUGUACCGACAAUUUCGUCUUUAGAUAAGUCGCAUAAUAGAUGGAAGCAAUAUAUUGAGAAAUAUUUGUUUAUUAUGAUCAUUGGUUAAACAGCAGAUAUGACGUACAUUAGACAUAAUUUCAGGAACAAAAAGCUAACAUGGAUAUUUUAGUACUUACUGAGACUAAAAAGCAGAGACUGUAGAAGAGUCCACAAUUUUUUCUCCCGAAUGCCUUAAGAUAAGAGCCCAGCAAGGAUUUUUUCUUUAUAAAAAUUGUUUUUUAAUGCACUCUUAAGCUAGUAUAGUAUAUAUAAAAGUCUACUAAUUAUAUCGAUAUUAAGAAUUUUAGUUAUUUAUUUUUGUCAAAAAUUAUGUUACAUGUCUUACAACAUGGAGGCAAGAAACUAUUGCAAGUUAAAAUAUUUUAUAACAACUGAACCAAAAUAUAAUAAAAAAAAACACACAAUAUGAAUAUCUUUCUUUAUUAAUUAAGUCAAAUAAUAUGUUUUCAAAAAUUUUUUUUUAGAAAUCCUUAUUGCAAUUGGAAUAUACUUGGGGUCGUCUAUGCCUCAGGGGCAACUAUUUUUCAGUCUCUAAUAAAUUCACUUUGAAAAAUUGAAGGCAAAUACCGAGCACAAUUUUAAUAAUCAAAUCUUGCCCAAGUACUUUCGCUUUUUUACAGCAUAAUCAUCGUUUCUUGGCUUAUUUCAGAUGCCCCUGAUGAUUUACCCCAUUAAAAAAAACGUUUCUUGGCUAAUUUCAGAUGCCCCUGAUGAUGCUGUAAAAAGCCUUGGGCAAGAUUUGGUUAUUAAAAUUGUUCUCGAUAUUUGCCUUUAAUUUUUCAAAGUUCAUUUAUUCGAGCAUUCAACCUUAUAUCUAAUAAAUUAGUUUAAAUGAAGGAAAUCCAUCGAGCAAAAGGACAACAGAGGGAAUCUCAUCGAGAAAAAAGACGGAAGAGGGAAUGUAAAGGUAGUGGUGGCAAAAAUAUUGUUAGACGGGAAGUGCCAGUUUCAGUGGUCACAUUAAAC